UCUAACCUCUGUAAUCUGUGACCUAACCUAUAAAAGUAAAAAACAAAUUUGAAUAAAAAUUGAUUUUCCAAAAUACACUCUAAUUUUUUGUGAAGAUUCAUUGGAUCAAGUGAAAAUGUUUGCCCGAAGAUUUCGUCAGAUGGGCAAUUUUUACAUAAAAAGAUAUUUUAAACAAACGGAGUUACAAGUGUUACAACGCUACCGCUCUUACUCGGGGUCAGUUUACUUAGUGGAUGAGGCAAUGAAUGAAAGUGUCAAGCUAAAACAAAAGACCAAUAAAUAUACAUUCCGAACAUGUACUUGUGGACAAUUAACCCUUCAGAAUGUUGGUUUUAGAGUAGUUUUAUGCGGUUGGUUGGAAUUUCAAAGGCUAGAUAAAUUCAUUAUUUUAAGGGAUGCUUAUGGACAAACUCAGUGUAUCCUAAAAGAAAAUGAUGAGGAAAUAAAAGAAAAAGUUAAAAAACUGCCAUUUGAGUCAAUUCUGAAAGUUACUGGGACGGUUCUUGCUAGACCAAAAGAUAUGACAAAUAAAAAAUUACCAACUGGUGAAAUAGAAAUAUUGGUUGAUGAUAUACAAGUGUUGAAUGAAUCGUCUGAAUUACCUUUCAAUAUAAGAGGUUUUCAAAAACCAAAAGAAGCAAUUAGAAUGCAGUAUAGGUAUUUAGAUUUGAGAUUCCCAGAAAUGCAAAAAAAUCUGAGAGUACGAUCAGAUUUACUGUUCAAAAUGAGGCAGUUCUUGAUGGAUUCAGAUUUUGUUGAUGUGGAAACUCCAACAUUAUUCAAAGCUACACCAGGAGGAGCCCAAGAAUUCAUAGUCCCAACUAAAUUUCCUGGUCAGUUCUAUUCUCUUGUACAAAGUCCUCAGCAAUUCAAGCAAAUACUGAUGGCAGGUGCUAUAGACAGAUAUUUUCAGAUAGCAAGGUGCUAUCGAGAUGAAACUUCAAGACCAGACAGGCAGCCUGAAUUCACACAACUAGAUAUUGAAAUGUCAUUCACAACAGCUGAUGGCAUCAUGGAACUUGUGGAAGAUUUGCUAAACUAUGUUUGGCCAGAUUUUGUUGGAACAAUACCUCCUAGAUUCAAAAGGAUCAAAUAUGAGGAAGCAAUGGAGCUUUAUGGUUCUGACAAGCCAGAUGUUAGCUUUGAUUUCAAGCUCAAAAACUGUUCUGAAAUAUUCCCACAAACAUCAGUGAAUAUGAAUUUUGGAGCAUAUUGUUUACAAAUCCCAGAGAAAUAUGCAUCCUUGACCAAAAAAACCAAAGAAGAGUUUGAAAGUCUUGCUAAACAAUUUCCUGCAGUAAAAUUUGUUCAAAAUAAGAUAUCGACAAAAAGCAAUUGGAUCUCAAGAAUGAAGCAGUUGUUGACUGAAGGAGUUGCUGCUAAAGUGGCUGAUGAAAUAGGCCUACUUGAUAACAGUAUUUUAUUCCUCGGAUAUGGUGAUAAGAAUCAAGUGUUGGGAUUAAUGGGUAGAAUCAGACUUCUAUAUGCUGAUCAUUUAGAACAAAGUGGACAUGAAAUCAGACGAAAAGGUAUGCAUCUUGCAUGGGUAACAGAUUUUCCUCUCUUUGAACUGAAUGAUGACGGUAGUUUGAACUCUGCGCAUCAUCCUUUCACUGCUCCGAAUCCCGAAGACCUGCACCUAUUGCAAGAAACACCACUGAAGGUUCGUGCAUUAGCAUACGAUUUGGUGCUCAACGGAAACGAGAUUGCUGGGGGAUCCAUCAGAAUUCACGAUCCCGUUUUACAAGAAAAUAUCUUCAAAUUGCUUAACAUCGAUGCCAGUAGCAUGAAGCACAUAAUUGAAAUGUUGAGUUCGGGCUGUCCUCCUCACGGGGGAAUCGCAUUAGGUUUGGACAGACUUCUGUCAAUUCUUUUAAAGACCAAAAGUAUUAGAGAUGUUAUAGCGUUUCCAAAAGGUGCCGAGGGAAGAGAUUUGGUCAGUGGUGCACCGUCCAGUGUGUCAGAGAGAGACUUGCAAAUGUAUCAUAUUAAAUGUAUAUCAUAGAGGAGAAAUCUUAUUUAUUAGGAACAUUUUUAUCAUAACCUAGAUUCUAGUCCAAAACGCCUUGAAAUGUAAAUUGAAUUUUCCAAAAAUUAAUUAUAUGUAGUCUUUAUUUAUUUAC
Messenger RNA from Coccinella septempunctata (seven-spotted ladybird), 2123 nucleotides. It is a transcript of the gene AspRS-m, whose product is annotated as aspartate--tRNA ligase, mitochondrial. Gene Ontology annotation, cellular component: mitochondrion; cytoplasm. The record is from RefSeq and is a predicted model, not a curated record. NCBI's taxonomy places the organism in Eukaryota, Metazoa, Arthropoda, Insecta, Coleoptera, Coccinellidae. The transcript has 8 exons. Gene Ontology annotation, biological process: aspartyl-tRNA aminoacylation. The coding region runs from base 116 to 2005 and encodes 629 amino acids. Gene Ontology annotation, molecular function: ATP binding; aspartate-tRNA ligase activity; nucleic acid binding.